Messenger RNA from Penicillium macrosclerotiorum, 591 nucleotides. RefSeq lists its product as uncharacterized. The coding region runs from base 1 to 591 and encodes 196 amino acids. The record is from RefSeq and is a predicted model, not a curated record. NCBI's taxonomy places the organism in Eukaryota, Fungi, Ascomycota, Eurotiomycetes, Eurotiales, Aspergillaceae. The transcript has a single exon.
AUGGCCUCCAGUAGGACUAUUCUCAGGAUGACUGUCCAGGAUUUUGAAGAAAUUCGAAAAGAUUUCGUGCAUAAAUAUAUUAUGUGGAUUCAAGAUGAACCGUCUUUAACACCCGAGCAGAUGGCAGAAGUUUUGGAGUACAUGGCCGAUGACUUUCUGCACUUUCGACUGCUGGUAACUAGCGAGACCAGCCUCUGCUUCCCAAAGAAGUGCCAUGCCAUCCGAGGCAUCAUUCUUGAGCUGUGCCAGGAGCUCCAGGUACAUCGCAGAGUCACCAUAGCGAUCAGGCAUAUUAUGAUCAUCCUCAAGAGAGCUAUCGGAUCUCUCUCGCUUAAUGGGUAUAGUUUGAAGGACAGAUAUGCCAUGGAUAUGGCUAGAGAGUCGGCAGAGGCUGGUCCCGCAUGGGAGCUCCAUGGCCUGCCUAGAACAAAAAGUACCGACGAAUUGCAGGUUCGUCUUUGGACAAUUUCUCUCAACCUCGGAGUUGCCCUUUCGAACUGCGGGUGUCUCCAGUGCCUGAUUGUGUACCCCGAUCCAGAGCUGUAUUUUUUAACACCUGCAUGGCGGCGGGUAGAAGCAGGCAGUGGAUAG